Schizophyllum commune H4-8 is the source of this 1104-nucleotide messenger RNA. RefSeq lists its product as uncharacterized. Gene Ontology annotation, cellular component: mitochondrion; cytoplasm. Bases 232 to 867 code for a protein of 211 amino acids. The record is from RefSeq and is a predicted model, not a curated record. Gene Ontology annotation, molecular function: 2 iron, 2 sulfur cluster binding. Lineage: Eukaryota; Fungi; Basidiomycota; Agaricomycetes; Agaricales; Schizophyllaceae. Gene Ontology annotation, biological process: iron-sulfur cluster assembly. The transcript is spliced from 4 exons.
GCUGCUGGUCUGUACCUUGUUAGCCGCCGCCAUCGGGUGCUCAUGCUCGCUGUUGCUCCUCUCCCCCUUCUUGACCUCUGCGCGGCGCUGUAGUCGACGCCAGCACACCCACACCGAUACUUGUUUACCCGAAGCAAUCGAACGCGCUUAGUCAUACGCCGGACUCCAUCGUAUCCGGACACUUGCAUAGUCGACCGAGCCUCUAGCACACUCGAACACCAGUACCCCACCAUGGCCUCCCUCGCCCGCCUCUCGCACGCCGCGCGCUUCUCGUCGCUGCCCUUCCUCUACCCGUGCUUCACGACCGCGCACGUACCGGUUAGGAGGGCGAUGAUGAGCGCGCUCCGCGACCUCCCGCAACACCCGCUACCGGAGACGCCAGGGAAGCAGUCGGGGAAUGGCCCCGCGCGCACGACAGAGAUCCGUGACCCAGAGCCUGCGGCGUCAUUGUCGCCCGACGCUGGUGCGCCGCAAACCGCCGCGCCUCCCCCACCAGCACCCAGGGCCGAGCGCCCCCGGCCGCAAUUGCGAGCGAAGAAGGCGGCGUUGACGAUCUCCCCCACCGCCGUCGAGCGCCUCCGCACGCUCUCCAAGUCGCCCACGCCGCAGCUCAUCCGCAUCGGCGUGCGCAACAAGGGCUGCGCGGGCAUGAGCUACCACCUCGAGUACGUCGACAAGCCGGGCCGGUUCGACGAGGUGGUGGAGCAGGACGGGGUGAGGGUGCUGAUCGACAGCAAGGCGCUGUUCAGCAUCAUCGGGAGUGAGAUGGACUGGAAGGAGGAUGCGCUGAGCUCGAAGUUCACGUUCAAGAACCCGAACGUGGUAGACGCCUGCGGGUGCGGCGAUUCCUUCUCCGUCGGCUCAUAGACCAUACCCCCGGCUCUGCCGCCUCGUAUAGCGGGAUGUCGAGAAACGUACGUUCGCGUAUCUUGGGUGCACGACGAAUGCUCGUACUCUUGGCUUGCUCGAGGUUGGCAGCGCGUAGAAGUCAAGUACCUAUACUCGUUUUGUAAUGAGGCUCCUCAGCUCAGUUCAUGUUGUAUCUACUAGUACACGAUAUAUCCUAUAUGCCUACAGUCGUUCGUGGACAUUGAGCCAGAUAUU